This is a messenger RNA of Pyricularia pennisetigena, 1497 nucleotides long. RefSeq lists its product as uncharacterized. The record is from RefSeq and is a predicted model, not a curated record. Gene Ontology annotation, molecular function: protein binding. Lineage: Eukaryota; Fungi; Ascomycota; Sordariomycetes; Magnaporthales; Pyriculariaceae. The transcript has a single exon. Bases 1 to 1497 code for a protein of 498 amino acids.
AUGGCAAAGCGCAAGCGAGAAGCAGCGGCAGCGGCCCCGAAGACGGCGGAGCCUGAGCAGCAACAAACCACCAAACGCGCAAAGGCAGUGCAGCCCUGGCCCGAGGAACCUACCAUUGUUGUUCAAAUUGUCACCGGAUCAUACGAUCGAACCCUGCACGGUUUCACAGCCACGAUACGCUGCAGAAAGGAGGGAGACAAGAUUGACUUUGCGGACACGUUCCUCUUUGACGCUCACAACUCGGCGGUGAAAUGUCUCGCCCUCUCGCCCCCAUCGGCACCGGCCCCGGGCCAAGGCCAGAGGGUCAUGCUGGCUACAGGCGGUACGGACGAGCGAAUUAACGUCUACAACAUCUCUGCGCACCCGCCCAAACAGAGCGCUGAGCAGGACCUCAUCUCAUCCCUCGCACCCCGGCCGGUCGCCGAGAACCCGCAGAACAGGGAGCUGGGCACGCUGCUGCACCACUCUUCUACGAUCACGAAGCUCUCGUUCCCUACGAGGUCUAAGCUCUUGUCAUCUUCGGAGGAUUCGACGAUAGCAAUCACGAGGACGCGUGACUGGUCGCUCCUCUCAGCCAUUAAGGUUCCGAUACCGAAGGCAUACGGGCGGCCGAGUGGAGACACGGCGCCCAUGGGUGGCACGCCGGCCGGCGUCAACGACUUUGCAGUGCACCCCAGCCUCAAGGUCAUGAUCAGCGUCAGCAAAGGGGAGCGGUCCAUGAGACUGUGGAACUUGGUCACGGGCAAAAAGGCCGGCGUGUUAAACUUUGGCAAGGACGUCCUACACGAGAUUGGCGAGGCCAAGUACAACAUGGGAGAAGGUCGCAGCGUCGUCUGGGGCACCUGCGAUGGUGAAGACGAGUUUGCGGUCGGCUUUGACCGGGAGGUAUUGGUUUACGGAAUGGACGGAACGCCCAAGUGCCGCGUUAUGGGCAGCCUCAGAACCAAGGUGCAUAGGGUACUAUACCUUCAAUGGAAUGCCACCAAGGAUAGCGGGAAGGACAGCAAGAAGGGCGAUGACGUCAGUUUCCUUGCCGUGUCCACCGAAGAUGGUCGGAUAUGUUUCUUCUCCACCAAGAGUGAAGAUCUACAGCAGCCAAAAGAUGUUGAGGGGAGGGAUGGUGUCAACAAGACAGAGCACCUGUCAACUGCCAAACUUUUAGGCAGCGUGGGAGGCAAGGAUGCCGGGGUUACCAGUCGCAUCAAGGACUUUGUGGUGUUACCGGGCAGCGAAGACGCGCAGCAAAAGCACAGAGUUGUCGUGUCUGGAAGCAGUGAUGGCAAGGUCCACGUGUGGAAGGUGGAGCAGAAAGCUCUCGUGAACGGCAAGGGACCUAUUGGCAAAAAAUUGGGAAGUUAUGAGACGCAAAAUCGGAUUACAUGCCUGGCAGCAUUCGAGAUGAUACCCAGACCCGAAGGCUUGGACGACGAAGGCGGGGAAGACGAGGAGGAGGUACAGAGCGGAGAAGAUGUAGAUUCAGAAGACGGCGAGGAGUAA